AAGGGUUACUGUGAAGGCGUGGUUUGUUUUAUCCACGUGCUUUGUCAUGGCUGAAUUAAGGCAAGCUCUAAGCUUUCUCCGACAGAAAAAGGCCACAGACACUGCAGGCACUUUACCAUCUCCUGCUCCUACUGAGAAAGACAAAAGUCCUGCCACCAGUCUUCAGACUCAUGAUGUUACUGAUGACCUUGAAGAUUAUGAUGAAAUUUUUAAAAAUUGUGACAUGUUUGAUUUCUCUCCAAUUAACAUCAGUGACAGAGUAGACGACACUCCCCCUAUUCUUUCUUCUCCAACUCAUUCAAAGUCUCGGGCAGUCAGUCAAACUGAUUGGUCACUCUCCUCUCAACCUUUAUCUAAACGUCCACUCCUUGAAACCACCUCACAGACUACAAAAACUAACUCAAUCACUAGACCUCUGACCACACCUUCUCCUUCAGAAAUCAUUUUGACUCCUACCACAGCAUCUUUACCUAAACGUAUGACUACUCCUAGUGUCUCUCGUCUGAACACACCCACUGUACCUCGAACUGGUGUACAGGCAACUCCUACACGAGUUGUUAGAAAGUUUCCAGGACCAGCUGGUUGCCUUCCACCACUAGACAGUGUCAAAAGACUAGAUGACACAUCAACAGCCUCUGUUGUGUCAUCUGGAGGCACUCCAGCCUCUACUCCUCUUCGUAAAAGUCAUGUCAGUGUUAUUUAUGAUUAUUCUGACCAUCAGUUUGAUGACUUUAAUCAAUCUAGUGGGCCAUGGGCUAUAAUGAGAUCUGAAUUGGAUGUGAAUGAUCCUCUUACUUCUGCUAUUCUCAAUGCUAACAUUGCUAGCAUUAUUAGACAAGCUUCCAAGAAAGAGCUACCAAAUGGUAAAGUACCACACUUGUGUGCUCUAGUGAAAAGCAUUGUUACAUCAACAAAAAGUGCCACAGCCCUGUUGCAGGAUCCCAGUGGGGAAAUGCAUGCUGCUGUUCACAUCUUAGUCAUGGAAGAGUAUAAGGAUGAGUUUGUUGAAGGAUCUGUGGCUAUAUUGAGACAGGUAUCAGUGUUCAGUCCAUCAUCUCGUAAGCAUUAUCUUAAUGUCACUCUGGAUAACAUUGUAAGAAUAUAUCCUCCUCAACAAAGUACCAAUGCUUCCUCAACAAGUACAAGGAAUCUUAUUAGUUUGUCAAGGAUUGAAGAGGAUCAUCAACAGAAAGAGAAUCAAAGUGCAUCACUCCUGUUUGGUAUUACUAGCAAAACUAAUAAUAGUGACAUGACUAGUAGUAGCAACCAUUCAGCUAUCAAUCACUUUAGAAAUAACAACGACACUAGCAAUGAGAGGAUAGUGAGUAUUAGUACUAUUGCUGGAGGUAGUAUCACUCAACACAGCAACACUGUAACUAAUAGUGACAGUCAUAUUCCUACUGCUCCUAAUCAAGUACAUCAGAACCAAACACCAUCAGAUAUUGAAGAGGAUUUUGACUCUUAUUUUGAAGAUAUUGACAUCUCUCUUUUAGACUUUUAAGUUUACUAUAAUUAUAUAUAGAGAAGAUGCUGUACUUAGUACACAAUAAAUUAUUAUUAUGUAUUAUGUUAUAAGAAUCAGACCUCAUUGUUGCUUUAUUGUUAUUAAUUAUUUUUAUGGUUAUCAUUGCCAAGAAAUGAUGCAAGCAAAA
Messenger RNA from Amphimedon queenslandica, 1652 nucleotides. RefSeq names its product endochitinase A-like. Bases 47 to 1501 code for a protein of 484 amino acids. NCBI's taxonomy places the organism in Eukaryota, Metazoa, Porifera, Demospongiae, Haplosclerida, Niphatidae. The record is from RefSeq and is a predicted model, not a curated record. The transcript is spliced from 11 exons. Gene Ontology annotation, biological process: recombinational repair.